AUGACUACUCUGGAGGAAAUCAGUCAGCCGAUGAGUAGCACCUCGCCGACUAUCUCGAGCUUUGUCGCGAGCGCAUUUGGAAUGUCUGUUGUAUGUCACCUCGCCAUAUUGGAACGGUAUUUCCUCGUUCUCGAGCACCGCUCCUAUCAUCCCCAAUGCCUACGUUGUGCUCUUUGUCACUGUGGAUUGUCCUAUGAGCCUACUUGCUAUGUAAAAGACGGGCUUGUUCUAUGCCGUAGAGAUUAUACCGCGUGA
Molecule: messenger RNA, 255 nt
Organism: Cooperia oncophora
Lineage: Eukaryota; Metazoa; Nematoda; Chromadorea; Rhabditida; Trichostrongylidae
Source: the annotation of a GenBank genome assembly